GAACAUGCUAUAUACUAAAGCAAAUUAGGAGUUAUCUACGUACAAAUAAACUUUUAUAACGUCAUUCAAGCGAGUGUUUCAUCAACAGGCAGCAUCGAUAGUAAAAUGAGUGAUCAGAAAACAAAUGUGGAAGAAAAACCUUUAAAAGAUAAUAAAAAUGAAUUUAAAACCAAAACGAUGUAUGAGAAAAUAUGUUAUAUCAAAUGUAACGUCACUGUUGAACCAAUAUUCGCUGGACUAGUUAUAGGAUCUAUGCUUUCUAGAAUAGCCAUACAAAAUCUUAAUUUGGAUAAAACGUGCAGAGUGAAAAAAGAUUAUGGGGAUGUUAUUUGCGAUGCACUUAUUGUAAGAAAAGGUAACCAUACUGAAGAAGAAGGAGAAAUACAGAAGAUUAUAUCUCAAAUCGAAACGUGGAGGAGCAUAAUACAGACUGCAGUGCCUACCUUGCUUGUGAUUUUCAUGGGUGCUUGGAGUGAUAGGACAGGAAAUAGGAAGAUUUGCAUUCUCUUACCAGUGGCAGGAGAGAUCUUGGUUUGCGCAAGCAAUAUUCUGAGCACUUACUUUUUCGACGAGAUUCCUGUAGAAGUGACGAUGUUGCUUGAAUCUGUAUUCCCUGCUAUUACUGGUGGAUGGGUCAUGAUGUAUCUUGGAGUCUUCAGCUACAUAAGUGACAUUACGACGGCAGAAUGCAGGACUUUCAGGGUUGGCUUAGCUAAUCUUUGCAUGACGUGUGGUGUUCUCGUUGGCACUUCGUUAAGUGGAUUCCUCUUGAGGUUUGGAGGAUACUAUGGAGUAUUUCUUACAACUGGAAUCAUACAAUUAGCUAUUGCUGCAUAUGGAUGCAUGUAUUUAAAGAAAAAUACUAAACCUGAUCAAGAUUCAAAUGAGAAGAAGGACCCUAUAACAGCCAAAUACCUUAUAACGGUGCAGAAGGAGACAGCUUCAGUUGUAAUCAGAAAACGGGAGGGCAAUGUCAGGCUGAAGAUCAUAUUAACGCUCAUAGUUGUAGCGAUGGCUUAUGGCCCGAACCAUGGUGAAUCUAAAGUGUUAUAUCUGUUUCUGCGCUACCGUCUCAAUUGGGAUGCAGUAAAGUACAGCAUUUAUUCUACGUGCAACAUCAUCACGCAUUCUAUAGGAGCUUUGUUCUCGAUCAGCGUGUUCAGUAAGCGGUGGGGCUGGGAUGACUCUGUGCUCUGCCUCAUAUCCAUCGUCAGCAAGAUGGUCGGCUCCAUGUUCAUUGCAUUUGUCGCCACUGAUUUCCAAAUGUUUAUGGUUCCACUGGUUGAGGUACUAAACGCCACGACGUUUACAUCAUUAAGAUCAAUGGCUUCAAAAUUAGUACCCAGUCAAGAAAUGGGAAAAAUGAAUUCUCUCUUCAGUCUCGUGGAAACGCUGGCGGCGUUAGCGUUCGAUCCCACCUACACGACGUUGUACGGGGCUACUAUGAAGACAUUCACCGGCGCCGUGUUCCUUUACAGUGCGUGCAACACCUUACCGGCUAUAUCAAUAUUAAUAUGGUUCUUCAGGCAACAUCGCAAAGAAGUAAAGGAGAAAAAACCUGAAACAAUAAUCCAGAAACUUGAUGUCAUUUGUACUCCUGCACCGGAGAAAUCGUAACUGGCUUCAAAUUGGGACUUUUCCAUUACCGAUUUGUAACCACGUUUGGUAACCGGC
This is a messenger RNA of Cydia strobilella, 1674 nucleotides long. Its product is annotated as probable peptidoglycan muropeptide transporter SLC46. The coding region runs from base 106 to 1617 and encodes 503 amino acids. Gene Ontology annotation, biological process: transmembrane transport. NCBI's taxonomy places the organism in Eukaryota, Metazoa, Arthropoda, Insecta, Lepidoptera, Tortricidae. The record is from RefSeq and is a predicted model, not a curated record. Gene Ontology annotation, cellular component: membrane. Gene Ontology annotation, molecular function: transmembrane transporter activity. The transcript is spliced from 7 exons.